Messenger RNA from Kuraishia capsulata CBS 1993, 1902 nucleotides. RefSeq lists its product as uncharacterized. Lineage: Eukaryota; Fungi; Ascomycota; Pichiomycetes; Pichiales; Pichiaceae. The coding region runs from base 1 to 1902 and encodes 633 amino acids. The record is from RefSeq and is a predicted model, not a curated record. The transcript is spliced from 2 exons.
AUGACAGUCGAAACUAUUAGUCGUCAAGUGAAUCAUGAGAUCAAAAAUUUUAUUGUUGAAAAUCCAAGAGCCAAACUUGAAGAAGAUGCCGCCAUAGAAUACGUUAGUAGUCUGAAGGAAUCCAUAGCCAGAUCAGACUUUGCAGAGGCAGUCAAUUGCACAAUUAUUUUAGCAAGGGUUCUUGAGUUAUCACCACCUUCUGAUAAGUUUGUCGAACUGCUGGACAGGACAUUCUUCAAGAAGAUAUGGGCCAUGUUUACCUCCAAGUCUGUUUCUGACGAAUUCCUAAGAAUGGUCUUGAGAAUUUCCUUGUUGUUUCUGUCCGGUUCAAUGUUCACAACGAGGGUAGGAGCUAGCUUUAAUGCACUUCUUGCAGAAAUCCAUAACAACAGGCUGGUUCUCGAGUUGUUAACAUCUACACUCGACUCCAGCGAUAUCAGAUUGUCCUCCGCUGUUAUCGACUUUAUCAGCAAAAUUUUAUUCAGGGCUUCUGAGCAAUCCAAAUCCGAUUUUCUGCUGUUUUCCUAUAAAAAUCUUGAAAUAUGCGGAUUUUUUGAAAAAUGCAUAGCUAUGGCAGAAGAUGUCAAAUACGAGCAGGCGUUGGCAGGAUACUUCAAAGACUGCAUUUCUUCCAUUAGCAUGGCCGUGGGAAAACUACGCGUCAUGAGGUUUGACCAAGAGUCUUCCUCUGCCGAGGCCAUAGUGAGCGAGCUGGUGGAAGAGCUGGAUAGCGCUUUAUACAGUACUGGCCGAUCUCUCAAAAAGCAGGACUUGUCAAAAAUUGACUUUAGUGAGAACCCUCAGGCUUACAUCAAGGCUAACUUCUCAGGACUCUCUGCAAUACAACUACUCGUGUUUCUUGAGGAUAGGACUAUCACCUUCAAGAAGCUGUACCAUGACCAUUUGAUCUUUGCGAAUCGAGACGAAUACUUCCCUGUGAAUGAACUAGCUCUCUCUGUCUCAUCCAUACUAGAUGGAAUUACCCAGAAGCACGGCUCCUCCGAUCUGCAAUCCAGGCUCAACUCCACAAAAGAUAUUUAUCGCAUAUUAAUGGUACAAGCACUCAAUUUUUGGAAGGCUUCUAAAGCUUCCAGAAGUGACGUUGAGGUGAUCGUUACGCUGUUAAAAUGCCUUCUAGAAUACACAGAAGUCAUGAUUUCCAUUGAGGACAUUUCGCUUAGUGAAGCAAUGAAUAAAAUGGGGGAUUUGUCCUACGAAAAGUUGCGUACGUUCCAGUUGGAAAAGAUCAAGAAAGAACGCGAUCUUAUUUGGAAAAAACCAAUGGAGCCAUUUUCUAACCAUCUUAGAGAUCAAGUCUUUGAGUUCGUGAAAGAGCAGCAUUUCCUUCAGCUCUCCAAAGGCUCUUGGGUUUAUGCAGAAGACCCAACCCAAGCAGCUCCAAACAAUCCUCCCAAGAGAUUCUUCAUGAUUCUUUCCCCCAAUACGCAAUCAAUUAUCUAUAAAAAGUUUGACUCUGCACUUGGGACUCGCCCCAAUAUCGAUGAGGACGGGCUAAUUUUUGAUAUUUCCCAAAUUUGCGGCAUUACUUCGACGACACUUCAGUCCAAUAAUUCGGUGCCUGGCAAUUCCAGAUUGAUCAGUCUAUCGGGAAAAAAUGUUUAUGAAAGAAUCAUCCUGUACAACAGACAGAAGAAGCCUCUUUUCUCGUUCUACACAGACACCAAAGACGUCUCCUAUGCUUGGUCGGAUGGUUUGAAGAUGCUUGCCAAGACGGACGAUGACUAUUCUCUAGAUACUCGCAAGCAAAUGCAAGCAUUAGAAAGAAUUAGAGGUGGAGUCCAAUUGCUGAAUCUGGAAGGCCAUGAGGCCCAAUACAGCGAUCCUCCAGUUUUCCAGACCGAGACACUGGCCUCAAUAGCUACUGGUUUUUAUUACAACUAG